CUUCAAAAAAAAAAAUUAUAUAAUAUAGAACUGUGUAGUCUGCCGCUCUUUUCUCUGUUUAUAAAAGACCAAUUAACAACGAUAAAUCAUUAACCUUUCUUACAUUCAGUCGCCACUUUCAAAAACCCUUUGUGGAUCCACACACUUAUAUUUCCUUUAAUCUCAAAUUUCAGGCUGAAACAAUGUCGACUGUGAACAUCCCUAUUCAAAGCCUGCUUAGCACCAUUCCAAAGACAACAUCAUUGACCCCCAUGGUGAACUGCCCUGUAUCUUUGGGUUCAGUAAAAGAAAUAUCCAAGUCAUUUGGCUUGAAAUCUUCAUGCUCUUUUAGAACGACUGCAAUGGCUGUAUACAAGAUAAAAGUAAUUGGGCCAGACGGGGAAGAAAAUGAAUUUGAUGCUCCAGAUGAUUGUUACAUCCUUGAUUCAGCCGAGCAAGCGGGGCUUGAGCUACCGUACUCAUGCAGGGCAGGUGCCUGCUCAACUUGUGCUGGGCAGCUCGAAAGUGGAACUGUGGAUCAAUCAGAUGGAUCUUUUCUGGAUGAAAAUCAAAUGGAGAAGGGUUAUUUGCUCACAUGUGUUUCGUACCCGCGAUCCGACUGUGUAAUCCACACCCACAAAGAGGCUGAUCUGUACUAAGGUACUAGGAAAGAUAUGAGUUUUAUGUAUGUUAGCUUUCAUGGAUUUUCUAGUUGUGGGAUUCAAUAAACCUUGUAGCUGGUUUACCUAUUGAAAAAUGUUAAAUGAGUUCUGCAGUUGAUCAAAGAAUUCACAAUUUGUAAAAUUGUAGUGUUAUAGCUGUGUAUUGUUUGCACUUUUUCUUUUGUUUUCAUUAAAUCAAAUGAAAGUGAUUCAAGUGAAGUGAGGCACUUAAUUUAUUUUUU
Messenger RNA from Amaranthus tricolor (Joseph's coat), 883 nucleotides. RefSeq names its product ferredoxin, root R-B1. Gene Ontology annotation, molecular function: 2 iron, 2 sulfur cluster binding; electron transfer activity. The record is from RefSeq and is a predicted model, not a curated record. The coding region runs from base 183 to 638 and encodes 151 amino acids. The transcript is spliced from 2 exons. Gene Ontology annotation, biological process: electron transport chain. Gene Ontology annotation, cellular component: plastid. NCBI's taxonomy places the organism in Eukaryota, Viridiplantae, Streptophyta, Magnoliopsida, Caryophyllales, Amaranthaceae.